ACAUGGGGUGCCAAGGAGCUCUCCUGUCUUCUGUGGCUCUGCUCACCCUCUUCUUUCUGGUGACUGGAGUUCCUUUAAACAGACAGCUCCACAACAAGUUGCUCCUAGUUUCUUUUGAUGGUUUCCGCUGGAACUAUGACCAGGAUGUAGACACCCCCAAUUUGGAUUCCAUGGCUCAAGAUGGUGUGAAAGCUCGUUACAUGACCCCAGCCUUUAUCACCAUAACUAGCCCCUGUCACUUCACCCUGGUCACUGGAAAGUAUAUUGAGAACCAUGGUGUCGUCCACAACAUGUACUAUAAUACCACCACCAAAUUGAAACUAUCCUACCACACCACGCUGGGGAUUGAAAGUUGGUGGGACAAUGGUAGCCUGCCCAUUUGGAUCACUGCCCAGAGACAGGGCUUAAAAACUGGAUCAUUCUUUUACCCAGGUGGUAACGUCAGCUACCAAGGUGAAUUUGUUAGUGUGAGCAUGAAGGAAGGUGCACUGCAUAAUUAUGGUGAUGAGCAAGAAUGGAGGCAGAACAUUGACACAGUGAUGAAGUGGUUUACGGAAGAUGACCUAGAUCUGGUCACGCUCUACUUUGGGGAGCCAGACUCCACAGGCCACAAGUAUGGCCCCGAGUCCCAAGAGAGAAAGGACAUGGUAUCACAGGUGGACCGAACUGUGGGUUACCUCCAGGAAAAUAUUAAGAAGAAUAACCUCACAGAUAAUCUCAACUUGAUAAUUACAUCUGACCAUGGCAUGACCACUGUCCUAAAGAAUGCCAGUGAUUUGAUUGAAUUUCACAAGUUCCCCAACUUUACCUUCGACGAUAUUGAAUUUGAACUCCUAAACUAUGGACCUAAUGGGAUGCUAAUCCCCAAAGAAGGGAAGCUGGAGACAGUAUAUGAGAUCCUUAAGGACGUACAUCCCAAACUCCACGUCUACAAGAAGGAGUCUUUCCCUAAGAACUUUCACUAUGCCAAUAACGACAGAAUUGCCCCACUGGUCAUGUAUAGUGACUCAGGCUAUGUCAUUCAUGGGAAAUAUAGUGUCCAAUUUAACAACGGGGAGCAUGGUUUUGACAAUGGAGGCAUGGACAUGAAGACCAUCUUCCGAGCUGUGGGUCCUGACUUCAAGAGAGGCCUGGAAGUAGAACCCUUUGAGAGUGUCCACGUGUAUGAGCUUCUUUGUAAGCUGCUGCGCAUCAUACCAGAGGCCAACGAUGGGAACCUAAAUAUUACCCUGCCCAUGCUACGUUCAGGUUCUUCCCACCAGUCACAUGGGAAGCUGCUUUUGGGUCUCACAAUGGCCGUGACCUUGUUAAGGAGACUCUUCUAA
This is a messenger RNA of Trichosurus vulpecula (common brushtail), 1325 nucleotides long. RefSeq names its product ectonucleotide pyrophosphatase/phosphodiesterase 7 (gene ENPP7). The transcript has 5 exons. The coding region runs from base 3 to 1325 and encodes 440 amino acids. NCBI's taxonomy places the organism in Eukaryota, Metazoa, Chordata, Mammalia, Diprotodontia, Phalangeridae. The record is from RefSeq and is a predicted model, not a curated record.